Molecule: messenger RNA, 5188 nt
Organism: Glossina fuscipes
Lineage: Eukaryota; Metazoa; Arthropoda; Insecta; Diptera; Glossinidae
Exons: 4
Coding region: 116-439 (107 amino acids)
Cellular component (GO): membrane
Molecular function (GO): protein binding
Source: RefSeq, a predicted model, not a curated record
ACAAAAAAAAGGAAAAGUACUUUUGAAAAUUAUUGUUGAAUAUAAUUAUAAAAUAUAAAUAAUUUGAAAAGAGAAAAAUAGAUUAUUAAUUUGUAAAAAAGUGUGCAAUAAAGUUAUGUAUAAUUUGCUAGUGCUUGUGAUAAAUUUUAUUUAUAAUGCUAAAGUCGUUAUUUCAGCUAGUUCAAGUUUGGUACCGGGUGGACAUUGCCGUGACUAUAAUGGGAAAUUGUAUGAAACAGGAAUGCAUUACAUGCCGGGCCCCGAUUCCUGUCGUCUUUGUAUUUGUGACAGCGGUCUGCCAAAAGCUUGUAAAAUGGUUUUAUGUGAAGCAUUCACAAAAUGUAAAUCAUUUCAAACUGUUGGAAGUGGUAAUAAUUGCUGUGAAGUAAUCUGUCUCGAUGACCAAUUUAAUGAUGGCAGUACGGAUUUCGGUAUAUGACUGGUAGCCAGCGGUAUUACAGCUACCCUUUCGCUGUCUCUACUAUUUUUCCUAGUUAACCGUUUACGUCAAAGAAAAAUACGAGCGCGUGAAUCACGGCAAAAUACCGAAGAUCAACGAAGUAUAGUUGGGAGUAUAGGAUAUAUUGCGGGCAAUAUGGGUUACAUGGAGGGUAAUCUAACCAGCAUGGAUUACUCAUACGGAGGGACUGCAACCCAUUAUCCUCUAUGGAAACCUCCUAGUGGCUACUUUCCGCGUGGAGAAGCACCGCCGCCUUAUGAAGAAGCAGUGGCUAUAUCUCAAGCAGAAGCUUUGAGUGCACAAUGCGCUGCCGCGGCCGCAGCGGCUGCUGCCACAGUUGCAAGUCCUCGUCCAAUGAGUGCGGUAGAAUUGCAAUCUUCAGCCGACAUCAAUAGACGCCCGCAAACGGCUGCAACGAUGCAACAGCUGCAGCAUUUGCAACCUCACCAAUCAACGUUGAUGCCACAACAAACUUCUCAACAUUCUGUUACGCAACCUCAUCAAGCUCCAGCUCACAAUGUAAUGCCAAUUCAUCAUGUGCUAGGUGCUCCACCGGCACAUCAGCAAACCCAGAGUCAUCAAAUAACGCAAAGUACUACAAAUUUGAUUAAUAUCAAUAUAAAUAGCGGUGGUAAUAUAACAACUAUAGCUACUGGUGAAAAUCAUCAACCGCCUUACAGUCUUCAAAAUGAACAAAGUACGAAUAAUCUGAUGCAAGAACAGCAGCAACAGACGUCCACAACGCAGCAGAAUCCUCAGCAGGCCAUUAACACUUCAAACGUCAAUUCAAAUAAUAAUAGCAGUCGACUUCACCUUGCUCAAAGCAAUUCCAUAUGUGUGCAGACUAUGACUACACAGCCGAAUGUGCAACAGCAAAGCCAACAAUCAACUAUUGCACAAACUCUUAACUCUUCGAAUAUUUCCGGUUCUAUAGGCAUAUCUGCUAGCGGUAAGCAAACAGCUGCUACUGAGUGUGGGUAUAAAAAUUGCCAUUUAAAUACUAGUGUGACAACCACAACAACCGGCACCAAUGCAAGACGUACGCAACGGUUACCAGAACCUCUGCAACAGUAUGUAGUAGAUGUUGAAGUAAACGUGGGAAAUGCUACUGGAAGUGGUUAUCAUUCUUUGUCGUCAUGUUCCACUAACCCUGCAAACGAAGGAGAGUUCGAUUUAAUAGCGUCACCUACGCAAUUUGGCAAUGAUUCUCAACUGACCAAUGCUCUUUCAACACCGACCAUAGAUACUUUGAUUCCCACCAAUAACGCAAUUGAAGUGGCAACAAACAAUACAGUGGCGGAUGCAAACAGUCAAUUGCACAACACAGGCCAUCAUACUUUACCCACCCAGAACACGCAAAUUGCUAAAUCAAUACCAUCUUCGUCUGCGAAUGCAGCCACCACCAGCAAAGCAUUUUCUUCUUCAAGACGCUAUCAUCGGACAAUGCCCCGUUAUUAUACUGCUGCCGACCCUCUAACUAGUCGAGAUAAUCAAAACACUGCCGCCAACACUAUCAUCAAUACGAACAAGUCGAGCAAACAAAUUGAAUCUAAACAAGCAUCUAUAAAUAACGCCAAUUCAGUGGCAACGACGGCAAGCAGUAAUCAUAAUAGCUCGAAGAAACCGACCUGUCAAUGUCCGAUCCAGCAUGUGCCUAUGUCUUAUAUGGGCAGCACCCACUUAAAUUCGCACAACGUUACAAACAACGCCUUCUUUACGGUAUUAAGUAAUAAUAAGCUUAACACAGGCACAGUUAGUCGAAUCAGCAAUACUAGCAGCAAUGCCAGCUCGUUACCUUAUGUUACUCAAAGAUUGAAUAAAACUUUACAAAAUCAUUUAAACAAUACGACAGAAAGUAAUGUGGUUAGCAAUACCAAUAGCAACUCGAAACGUGGAACCCUUCAGUCUCAUUGUAAUUAUGAAUCAAAAAUUGCCACCAUUUCUACAGGAGAACUAGUAAAUUCUGCUAGUAACAAUAUUGCUGCAGCUCAUCAUCAUCAUUCACAUCACAGUCACCAUCAUGGACAUCAUUCAUCAGCUUCUCUAUUGCCUCCACCUCAGCAUCAUGACGAUUCUUCAUCGUUAGUGCUGGGUCGUGUUGCAAAAAGGUCUAGCAGCAACAGCAGCGAUCGCUUCCGAAGUGCCAGCAGUGGCAGCACUAGAAAUCCAACAAAUGAGGCAGCAAGCAUUUCGGCUGCUUACUUGAACAGUAAGGUUGAUGCCUAUUUGAAUUUAAGUCAUGCAACGACUUCACAUCAUCGUGCCGCAACAAGAGUGAAUGACUUAAUGAACCCAGCGUUACCACCGAAACUGCAUAAAAGCUUGACAAAUCUAAAAAGUUCAACAUUAGCACCGAACACACCGCACCACGCAGGAAAAAUAAAUACAAGCAAUGAAUUAUUUAAACCCAGUAAUGGGCAGCUGUUGCAUAGUAGCAACAUAAAUAACAGUAUUAAUACUCAAACCACCUUAACUUCAACCUCCUCUACCUCUUCAUCAUCCCCUUCCUCUUCGAAUCUCGGCUCGCCGCAGACGUCUUCUAAUUUAUCCACUACAUCUGUACAAACUAUUUACACUUUAAGUAAGCCUUCAACAUCGUCGGCAAUUACAACGUUGAACGCCGUGGCAGCCGCACAUGCACGUAACAGAGAUCACGACCAUUUGAAUUUAAAAAUUCAACCACCAAUUUUAACGUUGCCAUCAAGUUCAUCAGCGACAAUGUCUUCAACGAUAUCGGCAAGUAACUCUACUGGAGGAACAAAAAUAAAUUCGUCUACAUUUUAUCCACUACAAAAUAACGUGACUUACACUUUGCCCAAGAACAUAGCUGGAAAAAUGUCGCUAAAUAGCACUAUUAACAACGUGGUCAGCAAAGUGCCAUCAGUUAUAAGUUUACCGGCAGCAGCGUCGUCGAAAAAUAAUCAAGAGAACACUGCCAUCACCGUCGCAGAAUCUAGUAGUAAUGAAUCUAAUUCCACUGUGAUUUUAGCUUCUGUUAAAAGUACUACACUGCCAAAAGUGUUACGUUCGAAAAAAGAUUUCUUGCAACCAAAUAAUGCAAUCAACAAUAGCAACAAUGUCCUAAACAAUUGCGCUGCUAUUGUAAGCUCUACUGCGUGUGCCGUAUCUCAGUGUAAUAUGCCUGCCUAUCCUAAACUGUUUGACACUUUUAAUAAUUCCAUUCCGCUCAUUUCUGUUUCCACUUCUUCAUUAUCAUCUUCCUCCCAAGCUAUUACAAGUACUACUACUACUAACGUUGCCAUCACAACUAGACAACAAUGUAUUAAUAUGCAAACUCAAACCAUCACAUCCACUUUGGCGGGCAAUUCAUACGUAGAUGAUUUCUUUACGUGCACUCCAGUAACCAGCAAUUCUGUCACAUCAACUUCUAGUGGAAAUUGUAAGCAGGCCACUUUGCCUGUUUGCACUACAUCAAAAAAUUACUUAAAUGGCAAAGAGCAUUUUCUCCCAAAUGAUACAAGUCUUGAUGACGACUAUCUUAGUGAAUGUGAAAAUUGUAAAAUUGCUCAAAGCUCGAAAUAUUACUUGGAUACCGCUGCAUUAUCAUCAACUCCGCAAGAGACGAUGACAUUGCAAAGGAAAUCUUUGGAAGAGAAUAAAGAAGAAGCAGAAACUGGAUAUUAUCGUAUAUCACAUACACUGCCGUCGAACUCGAAAAAGAAUACGUACGUAGACAUUCAACUUUUGCAGAACAAUUGAUCAAUUUUAAAAUUAAACUAUUCGCAAAUUUCGAAAGUAGCAUAAUAUUGAGCUUUGUAAGUUGCAUUUAGGUCCCUUUCGACAUACAAAUAUACGAAAUUAAUGUCUAAUCCAGCUCCCAAAAUGUGUUUGUGUAAAACUGUCAAUUUUAGCGAUUUAAUAAAAUUCGAAAGUCGAACCUUUCUAUUUCUUUAGAGCAUCUGUAACUUAUAUAGUUAUUGACAAUGUCUGGAUGAUCAGAUUUAACACGUCACCUUGUAUAGUAACUACUCGUCUACGUCUUUCGAUACGGGUAUAACUAUCCACUGCCACGAUUCUUCACGUUUGAUUACAAAUGCAGAAAAAAAAACAACAUUUAAUUAGUUACAUAAACACGCCUACUUUUUUAUUGCUUACGAAAUAUCACAUUUGCAACCACUUUGGGUCACUGAAAGGUGCUGCGUGUAUCAAUGAUAAAGCUCUCAACGUGACGGUCUGAUAUGAAUGAAGUCACGUUUUUGCCGUGAUUCGACUAUUUGUUGUUGGCACCAGGUAUUUUCAUCGAUUUAUCGCCAAAUUCUCUCCAAGAUUUCAAAUUAACUUUUAAAUCUAAUUCGAGAUUUGCAAUAGAUUAAUUCAGUUCGGCACGCUAAUUUUCGAAAGGGUAACAUUCUAUAGAAAAAAAACUGUGUUAUUUGACACAUUCACUAUCCUCGCUUUUAGUAACACACUCUAGUAGUACACUCUGUAUAUUCUCAUCAAUAAGAAUAUGAGUUGGUCGUCUGCAGUUUCGAAACAGAAGGGAAAUUUAAUAAUAUUAUCAUCGACUAUAAACUUGUGCUGCAAAUGUUGGCUUCUUGGCAUUCCGAAAAUGAAUAAACAACGAAGUAAGUUUUAAAUAUUUAUUUCAAAAUUGGCUUGAAAACGAACAGCACUUCCUCUUUUGAUAGCGAUUGUUUAAAGUCGAAUUAGAGAUGUUAUACGUAUUCGAAAGGUUCAUUUACUUAUUUCUGAUAUACUAUUCUCUUU